AUGCAAGAUAUUGAGGUGGAGGGCGUCACUGUCUUCGCUCCACCGCCAGCAACAUCAUAUCGCUAUGUCAUUGAGCUUAAGAGUUCUAAUCUGAACAUUCGAUUGGGAGAUCGAGCAUCCAAGAAGCAAUGGUUUAAGGGCGGGAUGGUUCUAACGGAUUUCGUGUCGACUGCAAACGCAAUUCCAAAAGCGUCUUUGGCCGACUACAUCAAGUGUUUUUGUGACACAUUAGACAGCAGUUUUGCUGAAGAUAGUGAUGUGAAUCGAUGUUUGGUUGCUUUAGCGGAAGGAGCACUUCGUCUAGAGUUGGUGGUUACGAUUCGUGUUCUUCGAUCAGCGUGGAAAACAAAAUACACGUUUGACCUUGAUCCUGUCGCAGUAAAUCAGAUUGACGUGUUGGAAUCCAAACUGCGUGACCAGUAG
Plasmopara halstedii is the source of this 423-nucleotide messenger RNA. RefSeq lists its product as uncharacterized. The transcript is spliced from 3 exons. The record is from RefSeq and is a predicted model, not a curated record. Lineage: Eukaryota; Oomycota; Peronosporomycetes; Peronosporales; Peronosporaceae. Bases 1 to 423 code for a protein of 140 amino acids.